AUGUUGAAAUCGAAAAUCUCGCUAAUGCCCGGACAUAUACUUAGCGUAUACAUGCAAAAUAUCGCCAAACUGUACUCUGUUUUGCUGUCGAGCGCAGAAGCGGAGAAUGACUGGGAUGCAAUUGACAGCCUCGACAACUUGAUGCUCUCAAAAUUGCCCGAAUUCGAGUUGGCUGACCAUUUGGAGGCCCAAGAACGCGCUUGCACACUAAUGGCACUGCUGAGAGUAGUGGAACGGUGCCAUUCGAAACGUGAAAAAGUAGGCGAAGAGUUUGCGAAACUGUUCGAAGGUGAAUUGAAUCCAGUUGCUGCAAAAGCACAACGCAAAGUCCCUGUACCUGAAGGACUGAACCUGGAUGUGUGGAUUCAUGAGCCAGAAUCUGAAGAUGAAGUAGCUAGCGAGCCAGAGGAUGAUCAUCGUUUUGGGCAGUCGGGGUUACGCUCUGAAUUUUGUGGUUUUGGUGGUCCUCUUGUGUAUAUUGGUGAUGAGGACGGCACCUGCAGCAAAAAAUUAUCGAAAAGCAAA
Messenger RNA from Gongylonema pulchrum, 525 nucleotides. Lineage: Eukaryota; Metazoa; Nematoda; Chromadorea; Rhabditida; Gongylonematidae. The record is from the annotation of a GenBank genome assembly.